CCUGGGUAUAUAAAUGGCCCCUUUCAUCGCCUAAGGUUCUGUACUUGGCCUCAUCAGUGGUUCUUGCUGGAAGCAAAAGUUGAGUGAUCAUGGGCGCCUUGGAUCAUCUGUCCCGUCUGUGUAACUUCACACAUACAAGGGAAGCCAUCAGGAUCAAGAAAAGGCGGCCACUGACGACGGUGAACAUCAAGGUGAAGAUGGACUGUGAUGGCUGCGAGAGGAGGGUCAAGAACGCCGUCAAAUCGAUUCGGGGUGUAACGACGGUGGUGGUGAAUCGCAAGAUCAACAAGGUGACGGUGACGGGGUACGUGGAGCCUCGCAAGGUGCUGGCGAGGGUGAAGAGAACUGGGAAGACGACGGCGGAUAUGUGGCCGUACGUGCCCUACACGGUGGCCACCUACCCCUACGUCGGCGGCUCCUACGACAAGAAGGCGCCGGCGGGCCUGGUCCGCAACGUGCCGCAGGCCAUGGCCGACCCAGCCGCGCCGGAGGUCAAGUACAUGAACAUGUUCAACGACGAGGACGUUACCGCUUGCACCGUCAUGUGAUUCGAUCAUAUCAUAUUAGCAUCUGCACUCCGGCCAUCUGCACCCAGCCACGACGACAUGCCGAGAUUACUACUGUAGAUAUAUCGGUGUUCUCGCAGCGCUGGGGAAGAAUGAUACCAAGAAGAUGAGCUUGUGCAUGUACGGUACUGAUGGAUGAUGUACUCCAAAUUAAGAGCCAUAAUUCGGAACGAUGCCCAUGCUCAUCUACUACACCUGGGUGAACAGUCAAUUAAAAAUAAUAAUAGUAAAUUCAAAAAACAUCUACUUCUUUUAGAAAUCCAAGAUGCUCAUGUGCGCGGAAAAUUUCAGGGUGUUCGGACAUUUGAUGAGCGAACAAAAAAAAAUCAGCUAUGAACAGUAUUCUUUUUCAAAGUUUCUUA
This is a messenger RNA of Triticum dicoccoides, 928 nucleotides long. RefSeq names its product heavy metal-associated isoprenylated plant protein 20-like. NCBI's taxonomy places the organism in Eukaryota, Viridiplantae, Streptophyta, Magnoliopsida, Poales, Poaceae. The coding region runs from base 90 to 548 and encodes 152 amino acids. The transcript has 3 exons. Gene Ontology annotation, molecular function: metal ion binding. The record is from RefSeq and is a predicted model, not a curated record.